CCAUUUUUGUACUUGUGCACUACUUAUGCAACAGUGCAACCAAACAUACUGAAAAUAUUAAUAAAUGCAGGGGGAAUAAAAGAAGAUUGUGAGUUUAUGACAUCUACAGUAAUUCAACAACAAACUGAACCCUACUGUAAAGUGUUCAUUGAUAUUUACUGCAUCAGGAGUCACAGUCUGGGAGUUAAUGACAUUCGGCUCCAAACCGUACAAUGGGAUUCCAGCCCGAGAGAUUGCAGAUAUCCUGGAGAAAGGAGAGCGUCUGCCGCAGCCCAACAUCUGCACCAUAGACGUCUACAUGAUCAUGGUCAAGUGUUGGAUGAUCGACGCUGACAGCAGGCCUCACUUUCGUGAGCUUGUGGUAGAGUUUUCCAAAAUGGCGCGAGAUCCAUCCCGAUACCUUGUCAUUCAGGGCGAUGAUCAUAUGUAUCAGCCGAGCCCAACGGAUUCCAGGUUUUUCCGCUCGUGGAUCAGCACUGAAGACAUGACCGGUGUGGUGGAUGCAGAGGAGUAUCUGCUGCCCAGCAAGAGAAUCUUCAGCCAGAGCCAGCAGACUGAGCCACAGCAUCACUGCUCCCCUGAUGACUAUACGAACGGUGAGAUGCUACGCUACAUUACAGACCCCACGCAGAAAGACCUCAUGCUGCCAGAGUACAUGAACCAAGACAUAACCACAAGCAAUACGAUAAACCCAAUCUACGAUGGUCCGUCCCACAAACAGACAGAGAACGGCUACAUAGACACAUACAGCUGCACUAAUAAACCCGAGGGCCCGGAGUACCUGAACACCUCCUGUGCGACUCUCCCGCGCUCCCCGUGUGCCAACCUGGAUAACCCAGACUACCAGCAGAGCUUCAUGCCCACAGACGGGCUCUUUCUGCCCACCGCUGAGAACCUGCACUACUUGGGGCUCAGCAACACCAUCCAGACUCCCAUACGCUAAAGAAACAGGAUUAAGAUAUGAAUUGCACUACUUGAACUUUUGAGAGUCACACAGUACGUUUACAUGGACAACAACAAUACAAUAUUCACUCAAUUAAGGCAAGAUUCCGUCUAAGAGUUUUUAAUUAUUUUAAUAUCAGUUAAAGUCAUACUUGAGGCAAACGUAAAUCGAAUUAAGAUACAGUUGAAGUCAGAAUUAUUAGCUCUUAGUACAUAAUAUUUUACAAGAUACUAGUAUUCAGCUUAAAGUGCCAUUUAAAA
Molecule: messenger RNA, 1203 nt
Organism: Danio rerio (zebrafish)
Lineage: Eukaryota; Metazoa; Chordata; Actinopteri; Cypriniformes; Danionidae
Source: RefSeq, a predicted model, not a curated record